GGGCAGUUCCGUUGGCUGCCCGUGUUGCUGUGUUGUGGUGCGGGUUAAAAAGCGUCAGCCGAGGAGACUAGAAACAGAGCGUAACGGGGCUGGGAACAUAACCAGAAUACCAGGACAGAAAGCAAGCAGACUCGACAGAGAACGCAGCAGAGUCUGGAAUUGAAGCCAGCACCUGAGAGCAGUGAAGAAGCUGCAGCAUGAGGUCAAAGAGAUCUGGAGACACGAUGGCGUCCGACUCCCCGCGCCGUCCCAGCCGCUGCGCUGGAGGAGCGGUGGUGCGGGCGCAGGCGGCCACAGAGCAGUCAUACAUGGAGAGUGUAGUGACGUUUCUGCAAGAUGUUGUCCCACAGGCUUAUACAGGAGCACCGCCCACAGAUGAGAAGGAGAAAAUUGUCUGGGUCCGAUUUGAAAAAGCAGAUAUCAAUGAUAUUGCCAGGACACCCGAGUUUCUGGAAUUGCAUGGAACCGGCACUGAUCCUCCCCUGCUGCUGCUGAUCGGAUAUGCAGAUGGGAUGCAGAUCUGGAGUGUUUCGAUCAGCGGCGAAGCGCAGGAGCUGUUUUCGGUGCGGAAUGGUCCAGUGCGAGCUGCCAGGCUCCUGCCUGCUCCCCAUGUCAGUCCUCUGAAAGCAGACAGUUUUGCUGAGAAGAGACCCCUCCUUGGUGUAUGCAAAAGUGCAGGGUCUUCUGGCACAAGCCCCCCUUACUGCUGUGUGGACCUGUAUUCUCUGAGGACCGGGGAGAUGGUGAAAUCCAUCCAGUUCAAAACUCCAAUCCACGACCUUCACUGCAACAAACGGAUCCUUGUAGUAGUUCUGCAAGAAAAGAUCGCUGCAUUUGAUAGCUGUACUUUUACAAAAAAAUUCUUUGUCACAAGCUGCUACCCCUGUCCCGGGCCCAAUUUGAACCCUAUUGCUCUCGGAAGCCGCUGGCUGGCCUAUGCUGAGAACAAGCUGAUCCGGUGUCAUCAGUCUCGCGGCGGAGCCUGUGGAGACAAUGCCCAGUCCUACACCGCCACGGUCAUUAGUGCUGCCAAAACGCUGAAGUCAGGGCUGACCAUGGUGGGCAAAGUGGUGACCCAGCUGGCGGGCACGCUGCCCACAGCCGUCCCUGAAGAGGAGGUCACCGCUCACAGUGCUGUGCGGCGCGGCCCGCACUCCCCUGGCAUCAUCACCAUCAUCGACACCCACGUCGUUGGGGAAGGACAGGUUCUGGUCAAUGAGGACUCUGAUGGGGAGGGUAUUGUGGCUCACUUUCCUGCCCACGAUAAGCCCAUUUCUUGCAUGGCUUUCAAUCCAAGUGGAAUGUUGCUUGUAACCGCUGACACGCUGGGCCAUGAUUUCCAUGUCUUUCAAAUCCUGACACACCCGUGGUCGUCUUCCCAGAGUGCCGUGCACCACCUGUACACCUUGCACCGCGGCGAGACUGAGGCCAAGGUGCAGGACAUCUGCUUCAGCCACGACUGCCGGUGGGCGGUGAUCAGCACCCUGCGCGGGACCUCCCACGUCUUCCCCAUCAACCCCUACGGCGGGCCGCCGUGCGUGCGCACGCACCUGUCGCCCCGCGUGGUCAACCGCAUGAGCCGCUUCCAGAAGAGCGCGGGCCUGGAGGAGAUCGAGCAGGAGCUGAGCGGCAAGCAGGGAGGGCGCUGCAGCCCCGUCCCCGGCCUGUCCAGCAGCCCCUCCGGGUCCCCGCUGCACGCCAAACUGAACAGCCAAGAGUGCUACAACAACUUCACCAACAACAACAUGGGGAACCCGCGUCUCUCGCCUCUCCCCAGUCUGACUGUUGUGGUGCCACUGGCCCAGAUCAAACAGCCCAUGACACUGGGCACCAUCACCAAGCGCACAGGACCCUACCUCUUUGGGGCAGGAUGUUUUUCCAUUAAAACUCCAUGCAAAGCUAAACCGGCUCCGCAGAUUUCACCCAGCAAGUCCCUGGGGGGGGAGUUCUGUGUGGCGGCCGUCUUUGCAUCUUCCUUGUCCUGGUUCGUCACCAACCCCAACCUGAAGAGAGAGAAAGAUCAGUCCAAGCAGUCUGUAGUGGAAUCCCUCUUCAUUCUCAGUUGUUAUGGUAACCUGGUGGAACAUGUGCUGGAGCCCCGCCCAAUCAGCACAGCUCAGAAGAUCAGCGAUGACACGCCUCUAGAGCUGAACACCUGUCCCCGAGCCAGCUGGACCCUGGCCAGGACACCGCAAUGGAACGAACUGCAGCCACCGUUCAACACGAACCACCCUUUGCUGCUGGCCUCCGAUUCCGUGCAGUUCUGUCAGAACCUCCUUGCUGGCUUGGUGCCCCCUGGAAGCCCCGGCCCCAUCACACGACAUGAAUCGUAUGACAGCCUGGCAUCUGACCUCAGCGGGCAGGAGGAUGAAGAGUGGCUCUCGCAGGUGGAGAUUGUGACUCACACUGGGCCGCACAGACGACUGUGGAUGGGUCCCCAGUUCCAGUUCAAGACCAUCCAUCCGUCGGGCCAGACUACAGUCAUAUCCUCGAGCUCCUCUGUGCUGCAGUCUCAGGGGCCAAGUGACACGCAACAGCCCCUCCUCGAUUUCGACACUGACGAUCUGGACCUGCACAGCCUCAGGAUCCAGCCUGUGCGCUCAGAGCCGGUAAGCAUGCCAGGGUCCUCAAGACUCAUGACAGAUCGCCGGGGACAGUCUACGGUAAUCGAUGCAGGAUCAGGGACCUUUGACCGCAGCGUGACCCUGCUGGAGGUGUGCGGCAGCUGGCCAGAGAGCUUCGGUCUGCGGCACAUGUCCUCCAUCGACAACACAGAGGAGGGUCUGCGGGAGAGACUGGCUGACGCCAUGUCCGAGUCUCCCAGCAGGGAUAUUGUUGGCUCUGGGACGGAGCUGCAGAGGGAGGGGAGCAUCGAGACGCUCAGCAACAGCUCCGGUUCCACGAGUGGAAGCAUUCCCCGCAAUUUCGAGGGUUACCGUUCGCCGCUCCCCACCAAUGAGAGCCAGCCUCUGAGCCUGUUCCCCACGGGCUUCCCUUAAAUGAGCUAGCUAACAAGGGAACUGCAAUGUGACUAAUGGAAAAUUCCUACAGCUAGACAAUCCUGACAUUUCACUUUAACCACCAACAGCCCCGCCACCAGUGGAUCACUUCAGGCUCUGACGCUGUGCGCUUGACUGUAGUGGAAACAAUGACAUUAUUAAAUGUUCUCUGUUUUUUCCUCUAAAAAUGUACCAGGAGUCUUUGAAAUAGGUUUUAAUACUUAGGUCUCCAUAUACAGUAAAAUGAAGACAUAAAGUAGGAUAUUUAAUAGAACUAGAUUUACAUUUGUUCUAAAUAUGUUAUGGCUUUAUUGAUAUAUAAUUUGAAGCUGUGUUUUAUUUCAAGUGUGAAUUAUUAUUUUAAAGUGCUGCACAAGUCCUGUGUGAUUGGAGAGCUGGAGGCUUUGAAGAGAGUGAAGCCUUAACAGGUGCAGUUCUCUCAGAGAGUGUGAUGAAGGACUGGCUAGAUAUUGGAGUCAAGGGACAUUUAAAUGAUAAUUUGGUGACUUUUGCCUUGAGCACGCUGUUUUUGCUGGAUUGGUCUGCUCUUAAUUGUUAUUAAAAUAUUAAUCUAAUAGCAGAGAUGUAGAUCUAUCUUAUAGGACAAUAUGGCUGUUCCCUUGGUUUCUAUAAGACAGUAAGAUGCACGUACACUUCAUUCCUUCAUACGGGAAAGCGGAGCCACUGAAAUAGUUUUCUCAUACAGAGCUUUUGGGAAGACUGCAUCCAGAAACAUUCAUCGUUGUUAACAGCCUUGUGAAUAGCAGUGUCUUACUGGGUAAUAGGUUUUUGGGUUUUUUUUAAGAAUGCAUUUUUUUAAAA
Messenger RNA from Lepisosteus oculatus (spotted gar), 3821 nucleotides. RefSeq names its product BCAS3 microtubule associated cell migration factor (gene bcas3). The record is from RefSeq and is a predicted model, not a curated record. NCBI's taxonomy places the organism in Eukaryota, Metazoa, Chordata, Actinopteri, Semionotiformes, Lepisosteidae. Gene Ontology annotation, cellular component: cytoplasm. Gene Ontology annotation, biological process: response to starvation; autophagy. Gene Ontology annotation, molecular function: protein binding.